UCUCCGUCAAUCGGGAUUUCAAUAUAAAGAGGCGAAACAUCAAAUUUAGAGUUAAUCAGUAAUAGUCAGAACCAUUUCUGGCGCAGUUUAUGGUUUAUUUUCAAGCUUUUGCCGGCUAAUUUCGCCUGGCUUCCUGAAUUUACAGUCAAGAAUGUAUCUCAAUGGAUGAAUCCGAAUUGUCUGCUUCAAGACGAGCAAACUACCUGACCAGACAGCUGGGGGAUACUGGGGGCUCUUUUGACGUCCUCAUUUCCUACGACUCUGAGAUACAGCGGCAAGAGUCUGCGGGAGACAGGACAAACAGAAGCCAGGAGACUUUGCGGGAGCUUGCCGGACUCUCUCGUAUAGAGUCUCCAUCCUCCAGACAAGACUACGAGGAAGUAUCUCUCCCUCGGGGUGAGAUCCUAGAUGAUGACAUCAGUGAGAUUCCAGUCAGAGAUGUAGAUUCCGUUAGUACUGUAGUACCUGACGCAGGUUUAGUGACCACUACGGGACAUCUCCAAACUCAACCGCAGUUUGAUUUGUUUUCAGCUGCAUCAUUACCGUCAUCUCCUGACAGAUUACCAUCUCAUGAAGGUCCCCAGAUCUUGAAUUCAUCAGAUCCUCUUGUCGAAGGCGAUAGAAACACUGCAAGGUAUCUUCGGAUUCUUGUCCCACAGCAAGACACUGGUUCCCGAGCCUUAACGCCACCUCUGGACAUUCCCCAACCACAACCAGGCUACAGCAGAAACACAUCUUACAAUAUCAGUGACGGCGAAUUGUUUGAGAGCCUACCAAGCACAUCAGAGUUUUUGUUGCUUGAGAGCCCCUCCGAUUCCCCCGCCCACUUUAGUCAACUGCGCCUGACACUGAACAGCAUAGAAUCAGAUGGGGAAACAUUUUUAUCCCUUGAUGAAAGUGUAGGAGAACAACAACAGCACAGUUUGAACAAUAGUUUUCUCAGGCAGCCCUCCAGACAGCAUAGUCGUAGCAAGCAGAAAGUUACCAACAAGAGUAAAGCCAUCGAGGACACACAGGUUGUGGGGAGUGAUCUUAAGAAAGAACUCCAAAGGCUCGUUGUGGAGAUUUACUCUGAGAGAAACACAGAGUUUGUCCCCAUUCCAGGUCUGAUUUCAAAUAGAAUGGAUGCUAUCCAUUCUGCAAGAAAUACAACACAGCAAGCAGAUUUGAAAUCUCGCACAAUGGGUGAUGGGCACCCUUCCUUCGUACACUUCCAAGACAACAUGUCAUCAGUAGAAGACAUCAUGGACGCCAAAACAGUUUCUACUGCUCCUGACUCUCAAACAACUUGUAACUUUGAUGGAGCCGAUAAAGCAGCUGUAUCUGGCAGUGACCGCCCUCAACCGGCUGGAGCCAGUUUGGAGACAUUGUCAGCCCUGUCCUCUACUGCUGAUGCUUUGGCUCUGCAGCGCUCUGUCAUUGGCUCUAGCCCAACAAAGCCAGCAUCAAUGGAAGAGAUUGCAGCAGCCAUUGCAGCAGCUGAGAAACAGUACAGGCAGCGACUUCAGUAUUAUAAGCAGCAGCAACAGCCUGAACAGCAGCACAAUGGCAAUCCACCGUUCAAUAUGAAUACCUUGGAUGAAAUGCCAACCCGCCUACCAGCCACCCCACCGAGAGACACCUCUGAGGACAAUACUCUUGUCCAAUCAAACCAUGAAGUCAAUUAUCUUGCAUCAAAUGGUAACCAAAACAUAACACACACAUAUGACCCCCAGCAAGGUGCACCAGCCAGAACCAAAUCCUUACCAAAUACCACAAGAGUGCGCCCUGGCUCACUGGUCGCUCAAAACACAGGACUCGCUGUUAGUAGUGCAGUUGGGGCCAGGUUUGGGACCCCAACCUCAAGUAAAGAACAUAGCCUGUCGCCAAAAGAUUCCUCCAACAAGGAUCCAGUGUUUUUCCGUAGUCCAGUUCAAGCUAUCACAACCUCACGAGGUGGGCGAACAAUAGCAGUUCACAAACCUGACCCCAAGAAAGUAGAGAGUAAAGGAUCUAAGAAACAUAACCCUAAGAGAGUUGACAACCAGGUUUAUUCUACCCCUGCUGAGAUGAAGGCAUUAAUCGCUUCACAUUCAGAGGAUCUGCUGCAGGACAAGAAGCACAGCAAACUUCCACCAAGUGUAGUCUCUGUCAAAGCUGCAGAGGAUCAAUUUCAGGUUCAAGAGGUUGGAGUUGAGCCAAACUCUGGGGUCAUUGUAACAAGUGAUCCAAUUCACAGAGUCCACGAAGACCCUUUUACUGAACAUCAGGCUGCACAUACCUCUCCAUUGCCAUCUCCCGAGGGAGAUAAACCCAAGCAGUCUUUUCUAGGAUCGUUCUUGCAGUGGGGAAAGAAACAAGAACCUCAAUCCCUCAAUUAUGAAACCAGCUCAUCAACCGCACCAUCACCUGGUGCUGCCUCACCUGGUGAAUUUUCAAGCCUGGGAAACAGUGGGAAAUCCCAUUAUUCAGGUCUUGCUCAACAAACAGCUGCAGAGAGCCAUGACUCUGGUAUUGACUUAGUACCAUCCGCAAACAAUAUAGGGGAGGUAUUCCAUGCUGACUUCGAGCCAGUCAGUGCCUCAACUCCUGUAAAAUACAGAGAGGAUAGUAAUGGCGUCACUGAGCCACACAUGGCCAACAACAGAAUGAUGAGCUCGCUAGCUAAGAAAGCCGACUCUGAUGACGAAACUGAUUCUAGGCUUCACACAACAAGACAAGGCCCAUUAGGAGAGUCGUCAUCCCACCAGCAAACCUUCCCCAGUGGGAGCAGUGCUCAGAAGUCCAGAUCAAUCAGAGCAAAUCACGUUGGGAAUAGUACUUCCCAUGGAAGUAUGCGUCGGAGGGACUUAAACAAAUUGCCAAGUACACGACUGACAUCAGUGUAUGGGUCCCUCAAGGUUGCAAGCCCUAGUUUUCCAGCAACUUCAACAGAUCCAGGAGAUAUGGAAAGUGUACUACGAGAAAAAGCUAACCUUGAAGGGAGGCUGGAGACUCUUGCAGUAGAAACAGAAGCAGCCCUGCAACAGAGAGCUGAGAUGCAGACUCGGGUCGCUUCGCUUCAGGCUCAGCUUAAAGCACAAAGCUCUGUUGCUGACACCUCUCAACACCAAGUGUCUGCCAUUGCUAAUGAUCUGAUUACUGCUCAGCAGAAUCAAGCACAGCUUGAACAGGCUGUAGCAGCACUUCAAAACAGUCUUGAAAGUAAGGAGGAGGAUUUAGACAAUCUUCACAGAGACCUGGAAUCUUCUGAGUCUACAAGCCACAGGCUUAAUCUAAAGAUGGAAGAGAUUAAGGAAGUCAUGGGAGCAAAAGAAGCUACAAUUGCAACCUUAAAAGAAAAAAUCAUAACUUUGCACAAAGAAGCAGAAAAAGCCCACAAGGAACGUACACAGUAUUUAGCAGAGCUCAAGACACUACAAGGGGAUGUGGAAUCACUUAUUAGUUCCAAAGAAUGGUUUGAGGAGCAGCUGCAAGCAGCCCAAGAGUCUCGGAGUAAGCUUCAGAAGGAGCUCACAGAGACCCAGACCCAGGCAAAGAAGCAAGGCGCAGCAGUUGAAACCCUAAAAGCAGACAAAGCACAGCUGCAACAUCAGUUAUCUGAGACCCAGCAGCAAGCUUUGAAGGAGAAGGAACUGAUCGCCAAGCAUUUAGAGACAAUUGAGGCAGACUUUCUUGCCCGUGAAGCUGCAUUUGAAGAUCUUCAAAAGGAGAAAACUGCUGUCCAGGAGGCUGUGGCUUCCAGGAUGGACCAGAUGAACGAAGAGAGGUCAAAGCUGUCCAAUUUGAUUGCUAGCUGUGUGGAACUUGAGCGCCAAUUGGAUAGAACUCAGAAAGAGCUGGCAGACAAGAAAGCUAGUGUUACAAAUCUAGAAGCUGAAAAGAAAGAAUUAAUUAAGAGACUAGCACUUGUUCAAGAGUCUCUUAUUUCACGUGACAAUGAACUGGAGGCAAUGCAAGAAAAAUGUAUUGACAAGGAGACAAAGUUACAAGAACUUCAAAGUAAUUCAACAGAACAAGAAGGUGCUUUGCAGAAUCAUCGAGCUGAGAAGGCCUCCCUGGAAGCAGCACUGUCUGCUGCCAACCAGGAGAAAAGGGCAUUUGAUGAGGCAUUGCAGACCUUACGAAAGGAUAUGGGAAAGGUAGAGCAGAACUUCAUGCAGAUGAAGCAGGAAUUGAGCAACAAGAAUGCCCAGAUGGAGAUGCUGGAGAGAGACAGAGAGGAUGCCCAGAUGCAGCUACAUAAUGCUGGGGAGCAGCUGAAGCAUCAUCAACAGAGUAUGGAGAGCUACCAGGAGGACCUCAGUGGCAAGGACAGCCUGGUAGGAGAGUUGGGUAGAGUCAAAGAUGUCUUGGAAUCUCAGAUUGCCACACUCAGACAGAAGCUUGAUGCAUUGCAAAAAGCAAAUAAGGAGUCUCACGCAAUCAGGGCAGGCCUUCAGGAUGAGUUGGCACAGAGUCAAGAAGAUUUCAAAGACUUGGAAGUCCAGUUGGAGUCGGCAAUGUCAGAGAAUGCUCACCUGGAAGGGCAGCUGGAAAUGAUGGCUGAUGAGCAGCAGCGCUUCUCAAAUCUUCUAGAUGAGAAUGCCAACUUGAAGCAGAGGCUUGCUGAAACCCAGAGCACAACACACCGUGAGCUGGCAGACCAGAGAGCCAAGGUGCUACGUCUCGGCUCAGAUCUUGCCUCCACACAGAAGGAGCUGAAGGACAAGCAGCGCAGCUAUGAGACAACAGCAGGAACUCUGACCAGGAAACUCAAGGAAGCCAUGGAUUCUAAACAGGCUGCUGAAGGAGACCUAGAGGCCCUUCGCCAGAAUGCAGCAGCCAGUAGCAUUGAAGUGCAGAAUCAACUCAUUGCUCAACUGGAGGCUGCAAAGACGGAACUCUAUACUGCCCAGCGAGAUCGGGAUGAUCUAGAGAGACAACUUGAAACAUUGAAAACUAGAAUGGAAGAGGAGGCUGAUGAAUAUAAGGAUAGAGUGGCAGAGCUCGAGGAUCAGCUCCAGGUUCUUAAAGACUUGUGUGAGCAGCAACAGAAAAAUGACGAGGCCACUCGCAGGAUGGCAUUGGACCUGGAGAGAGAACGAGGUCGUUUGGCAGGUGUUCAGCAAAGCCACUCAGCCCUAAAGCAACAUGCCAACCUGCUUGAGGCAGCUCUUGGUAGGCGAGAAACAACCUUGGCCGAGAUGGCUGGCCAGAUGUCCACCAGCAGCCAGGAGCAUGCUGCUGAGGAAGGGAAGCUCCGUGCGAAGCUCCGAGAGGUCACCGAAGCGCUCAAGAAAGAGAAGGAAGCGAGCAAGAAACUUCAAAAACAGGUUGCUUCUGGUAAAGCUGAGACUGGGAGGCUUGUGAGAGACAUUCAAGACCAAGGGGAAGUACUAGAGGAGACCAGACAACAGCAGGAUGCCCAAGGUCAGGAACUACAGGCUCUUUCACAACAACUCAACAAGGCUGCUCAGCUCGAGGGAGAUCAAAAAAUGAAAGCAGAUGAGGUCAGAGUUCAACUACAGGAGGCACGAGGUCAGAUAGGUCAGCUGAAGAGACAGCUUCAACAGAAGCAAUCUAGAGAUCCUGUCGUAGCUGAGCAAAUCAAGGCUUUGGAGUGGGAAAGUGAACAGCGAGGGCGUGAAGCGGAAGCCUUGAAAGAGCAACUGGAGUUAGCAGAGCACAGACAGAAGAUAGAGAUGGACAACGCCCAGGCUACCGUAAAGAUGGGGCGCAAGGAGCUAGAAUCUUUGAAGGCGGAGCUUGACUCAACUCGGAAGGAGAAAUUUGCCUACCAGGGAAAGCUCAGUCAGUUCAAGUCAGCUCUUAAAGCUACAUUACAACAAAACAAGCUCCUGAAGGCAAAAUUAAAAUCGAGACAGAAAGAGAGGAAUGCCGCAGCAAACACCAAGACGGCUGCCGGUCUGGUUGCCAGCGGUGACGUUACCAUGGUGCCUGAUGACAUCAUAGUGCCUGAAAUCAGCGUAGAUGUUGAGGCCUUACUGAAUAGUGAUGAUAGAGACGGCAUCACAGCCAGCAGUAGCAAGCCUCUGACAGCAUUACGGGGAUGUUUACAAUCAGUCAAGGAUCAGAUGGGUGGGUUACAACAACAAAUGGACGAGCACACAUCGGCCGUCAACUCCUCUUCCCGAGCAUGGAAGGAUGUUGAGUCCAAAGUACGAGACCUACGUAAAUCCUGUAUGCCACCAGUGGAAGGGUCCUCUUCUACAGCUCCCACAAGCACCUCAAGACGUUCACCACCAACCACACCCAAGAAAGCCCCGCCCAAAUCGGCGACGCCAACAGCCAAUUACAUAAACAACUCACCACGUACAACUCCAGCAUCCAUGACCUUUCCCACCUUGCCGAACGUCUACGACAUUUAACCUCUGGCUGUAAAGGUAGUGUAUAGACCCUAUUCACAAUGUGCAGCGCACAUACAGGCGCGUCUCCUGUCUGCAAUUUUGUGUGUAAAAACAUGCACAAAAGGAAUGGACCCCCCUAAAAAAAACAGAAAAUAGUACAUGCGCUUUGUUUGGAGGUGCGUAAAAACGUGUACCCAUCCUUUUCUGCACAUUUUGACACACAAAAUGGCGGACAGAAGAUGCGCGUGUAUCGGUGCUGCGCGUUGUGAAUAGGGUCCAUUGUCAAUUUAAAAUUAUGUUUCUGGAAGCCAUUGGGAAGCAGUUUGCUAAAAGCCCAUAAUGGCCACAAAAGAAAUAACAUUUUGGCAGAAUUAUUGUUUUAAACUUUUUUUUAGAAGCAAAGGUUGUACAUUUUUAUUUCGAGUUUGGCCAAAGAAACAACUUUUUAGUUUCCUUCUUUUUUACAAGAUGUUUUAGCAGGCUGUGAAAUUAUUAGCAUAGAUUAUUAGCAUAGAUUAAUCCUUCAGGGAUAUCCAAAAUAUGUAGAACUUGAUUUGCAUGUACAUUGUAGAAACAUAGGUUUUGUAUACUGUAGUGUAGUUAAAGGCAGUGGACACUAUUGGUAAUUGUCAAAGACUAGCCUUCACAGUUGGUGUAUCUCA
Asterias rubens (European starfish) is the source of this 6991-nucleotide messenger RNA. RefSeq names its product golgin subfamily A member 3-like. The coding region runs from base 162 to 6350 and encodes 2062 amino acids. The transcript is spliced from 16 exons. The record is from RefSeq and is a predicted model, not a curated record. Lineage: Eukaryota; Metazoa; Echinodermata; Asteroidea; Forcipulatida; Asteriidae.